CACCCUUUGAGUCAAGGUGGGCUAUUCAAGCUGCUGCUGUGCCCACUCUUACAGCUGUUGCAGUUCCCUGCUCCUUUGCUAGCUAGCUUCUGAGUUUUAACACCCGUCUGAUACGAGUCUUGGCUGCAGUGUUGAGAAUUACUGCACACUGGGAUGACACUGUUGCUUUAGGAUGGCUUGCAGGAGGAAUUAAUGGUGUUUAUGCUACAUGCUGCCUGGACUUAGCAACCCUGUUGGUUGUACAGUAUUAGCUGCAGGCCUGAAACACACAGCCUGAAGCUUGGAGGUGUUCCUGUCCUGUUGCGCCUGGGACCACAGACAAUCUUUCAGAGAAGUUUCACCAAGAGGCUGGAGAUCACUGCCUGCUUCACCUCGUCAAGCUAAGUGUUUGCUUUUUGUGUCUUGCUAACAUGCUGGUCCUGAGUUGCUGUUGGUCUUCCUGUUUGAGAGAGCUGUGAGCAUGAAGCCUGCUGUUUGAUAUGCUCUGCUGCUGCUGUAACAUUUGCAUGAAUGUUGGUUGUUGCAUGAAUUUCUGCAGGUGGAUUAACUUGGUUAUUAUUUGUGGUUUGGCAUGUUUGGCAUUGAGAUGCUUUGCUACAUGUGUGGAAAUAUGAAUGUAGCAUCUGAGGCCUUGAGUUGAGGCCUGCACUGUUUCUGCAAACAAGUAGUUGUUUGAUUAUGCUGAUAACAAUGUUAAUUGUAAGCUGACUUUAGAGGUGAUUAGCAUGAGUGUUUUCAUGGCAUCUCUCACUUCAUAUUCAGAUUAUGUGGUGAUACCCUGUCCUGCCUGCCAACGAGCUGGACCGUCUUCAGCUGACCACAGUCUACAUCAGUACGAAGACUUGCCCCACUACGGGAUGGACGGGGUGGGCAUCCCGACCACCAUGUACGGAGACCCGCACGGCGCCCGGUCCAUGCAGGCGGUGCACCUUAACCAUGGGCCCCAGCUGCACUCCCACCAGUACCCGCACACCGCCCACACCAACACCAUGCCUCCCAGCAUGGGCUCCUCUGUUAACGACGCUCUCAAGAGAGAUAAAGACGCUAUAUACGGGCACCCCCUGUUCCCCUUGCUUGCACUGAUUUUUGAGAAAUGUGAAUUAGCGACUUGCACCCCCAGAGAGCCCGGGGUGGCAGGAGGAGACGUCUGUUCAUCGGAAUCUUUCAAUGAAGACAUAGCAGUGUUUGCAAAACAGAUUCGGGCAGAAAAGCCUUUAUUUUCAUCGAAUCCAGAGCUGGAUAAUCUGAUGAUUCAAGCCAUUCAAGUUUUACGAUUUCAUCUUCUGGAGCUGGAGAAGGUACACGAGCUGUGUGAUAAUUUCUGUCACCGGUACAUCAGCUGCUUGAAAGGCAAGAUGCCCAUCGACUUGGUCAUAGACGACAGAGAAGGCGGGUCCAAAUCAGACAGCGAGGAAAUCACAAGAUCAUCAGUGGCCCUUGAUCAGACGUCCUGGAACAGAGACCAUGAUGACACAGCGUCCACACGCUCUGGAGGAACGCCGGGGCCGUCCAGCGGCGGACACACAUCACACAGCGGGGACAACAGCAGCGAACAGGGUGAUGGCCUGGACAACAGCGUGGCUUCACCGAGCACAGGGGAUGAUGAUGACCCGGAUAAAGAAAAGAAACGCAACAAGAAGAGAGGGAUCUUCCCGAAGGUGGCCACCAACAUCAUGAGAGCAUGGCUCUUCCAGCACCUAACACAUCCCUACCCGUCAGAAGAACAGAAGAAACAGCUGGCACAAGACACAGGCCUCACCAUCCUACAAGUGAACAACUGGUUCAUUAAUGCCAGGAGGAGAAUAGUCCAGCCUAUGAUCGACCAGUCAAACCGUGCAGUAAGUCAAGGAGCUCCCUACAAUCCAGAUGGCCAGCCGAUGGGGGGCUUCGUCAUGGACGGCCAGCAGCACAUGGGAAUCAGACCACCUGGACCAAUGGGUGGAAUGGGCAUGAACAUGGGCAUGGAAGGUCAGUGGCACUACAUGUAGCCCCGCCUCAGUCUGACCAAUCGCAACACAAAGGGGGAUAACCGCAGGGCAAACCAGGAGAUCAUCUGUCUCACAGAGGGCUACAGAGCAUAGGAACGGGACUCCUUGACUUAGUGACGACAACAAGAACAGCAAACCCCCCUGUCCACCACCAAGACCCAACACCAUUCUAUUUGGCUCAUAUCUGCAACAUGGAGACCUUCCAUGGCUGUCCACAAUACUCGUCUAUGUAUCCAACAACGUGACGCACAGAUGAUCAAACCUCAACCAACCCAGAUGAACCCCUCAGUCCCGACAGACCCGCGCUCCUUCUCCUCUGGUGGGCACUAGACUUCGCCCCCUUGCCACUGCCCACUAGGAUCUCAUGGAUUCCUCCAUUAAAAGUGAUUGUGAUUGCGAGUAUAGAUGACGCACUGUGUCCUUUGCCUGUACCUUUGGCGAAUGCAGCACCUGGUGAUAUAUUCUAGACUUUUGGCAAACAAAAGAGACUUCCUAUGAAGAGCACUCCACUCUUUGGGACGACAACGGAAUUGGACCAAGGAGAAGCCAAUGUCUGUACCUGACAGGACACUAACAAAGCAAAAGAGGUGCCCUUUAAAAAAAUAUAUAGUGGAUUGAAACAUGGAAGGAGGGAAACUAAGAGAAAAGAAAUUAAAAGUAUAACUAUAUCAACCCCUAGUUUGGGAAGCAAGUGGAGAAAGAAAAUAUACUGUAUACUGUUGUAAAAUUACGCUGGACUCUCACAAGAACUGGGAAUUUAAGUAUUGUAAAUGCUAUUGUAUUGUUCUGCAUAUUAUGUUGUUUCUAAUAGAUUUUUUAAAAAAAGGAUGUGAACUUUUUUCUCUUUUUUUCUGAUUUCUUUUCACACUAUGUGUGUGCCGUCUCUUCAUCAAAUUUGACCUCCUUCCCUUUCCCACCAUUGAAUCACAGUGCAUUUUUAAAAGCAAAAAAAAAUGAAUAAAUGGACAAUUCGAUCAGUCUGCCAUUUCUUCUCACAGGCCUUUAUUUGGAUGGUAAGAGUGUGAUGGUGAUUCACGUCUUUUUUGUUUUGUUUUGUUUUAUAUACAUACAGUACACAAAGCACAUACACAGCUGUGUCCACACCUUGUAACUCCAAUUUGGGUGAUUUUUUUUUUUUUCACAUUUUCAUAUCAGUUGUUUAUAUAUUCCUCUGCUGGUGCAAAGGUUUUGUUGGUCUAAAAGAUUCUUGGACCAUCUGGGGUUAUGAAACUCUCUUCUCACUCAUUGGAUUAACUCCAAACACAGUGAAGCUAAACACAGUUUCUGAGAAGCUAACAUUCUGGAGGUUUUUAAUCCAGUUGCCAUUGUCCAAUUUUUCCUUUUAUCCACUUUAUACUCUGAUCACAUGAGGGCAGACACAUAAUGCAGGUGUCAACAAGGCUAAACCUCAUUACAGGCUAACAAACAUGAUGCAGACCUUGAGUUAAUGCUCACAAACAAUCCAAAAAAACACUAUAGAUGGGAAACUGCAAGUUGUUAUUGUUUCCUGUUUCCCCCCCAUGUAUGUCUGUGACUGAGGGCCUCUGAAAGUCUAUUCCAAUGUCCUAUUGAUGUGUUUUAUGUCACAAGGCCGAGCGCUCGCACGGCCAAUGGAUUCGCCUCCCCUCAGUGUUUUGAUGCGGCCUGAUAACAGGGAGAGGCAGCGGCUAUGGGAAAACACCAUUUCUACCACAAUCCAUUCAUUUUGAUUUGACUAGAUGAUGUAACGCUGAUCAACAGACAGGAGAGAAUGUAAAAGUCACUGUGUGUGUGUGGCAGUGUGUAUGUGAGGGGGAACGUGUGUGUGCGUGCGCAUAUACGUGCUUGUGUGGGUUAUCAAUGCAUCCAUUAUCCAUUGCUUCAAACAUGUAUACGCACAUCUUUUCCUUCCUUUGAAGACGAGUCAUGUUUCUUAUGCUUUUACUUUGAAGGGUAUAUAUGUACAUCUGUGUUGUAAAUAAAUACUUUUUGUUCAAAUAACA
This is a messenger RNA of Scatophagus argus, 3970 nucleotides long. RefSeq names its product homeobox protein Meis1. The coding region runs from base 726 to 1988 and encodes 420 amino acids. The transcript is spliced from 14 exons. Gene Ontology annotation, molecular function: DNA-binding transcription activator activity, RNA polymerase II-specific; RNA polymerase II cis-regulatory region sequence-specific DNA binding. NCBI's taxonomy places the organism in Eukaryota, Metazoa, Chordata, Actinopteri, Scatophagidae. Gene Ontology annotation, biological process: brain development; eye development; angiogenesis. The record is from RefSeq and is a predicted model, not a curated record.